Messenger RNA from Haliotis rufescens (red abalone), 3226 nucleotides. RefSeq lists its product as uncharacterized. Lineage: Eukaryota; Metazoa; Mollusca; Gastropoda; Lepetellida; Haliotidae. Bases 591 to 1715 code for a protein of 374 amino acids. The transcript has 5 exons. The record is from RefSeq and is a predicted model, not a curated record.
AGCAUCCGAAACGAAAUAAUCCCCGCUAUACCCCAGUGUGAAGAGGCAAGAAUGGAGGCAGCGGGCGGGUCACGUGACGAGGGAUAUUACCCCCGCGAGCCAGCUAACCAAGUGAAGCGAAGCUAGGCAAAUCAGUUUGUAGGCCUCCGUAUUGAAGCCUGCACCAUGUGGCUAGUGAAGGGCUCCAGUUUGUAGGAAACCCGUUGUUUGGCUCUCUGUUCACUGUGCGCUUGUACAAUCGAUAGCUCAGUCAUAUCGAGACGCCGAUCGUGUAGAGGGCCCGGCGAUGAAAGCAAAAUUGAUGCGAUUCCAGCCGUUGUGUCUUCGCUGGUUCGACUGCGGAAGAGUGAUAUACCGAUAGAAAGGAUUAACUACGUGAAGCUGUGGUGAAAGGAAAUACUCAAAAAGGACUAGUAUAAUAUAUUUCUUCACUGGACGCUGUCAUACCUGGAAACAGUGUAUGUUACUGGCUUCUGCUGAUAUUGAGGUGUGUUUACAACAUAAAUGCAGAAGAGGUCCUGUUAUACAUCACGUUGACAUGCUGUCAUGGUGGACAUUGACAGCAUGGUACAGGAUUUUCGACCAACUUAAUGCUUACCUCACGGAUCCUACCUUUCUUUGACCUACUAAUGGCGGAAGUGUACCUCGACCCUUUGCUCCGGGGAUUCUGGGAAGGGUUUCCGUGCCCCCCACCCUGGAACACAGGACUUCUGCACCGAGUCAACUGGACUGGAUGUUUGGGGGAGAAUGUUGGGGAAAGAGUCAAGCUGUUUAUGGUCGACAAAUGUCGGAUUGAAGUAGAGGACGAUGUACCCCCUCUUCUUGACCAGGGAGAACGGCUAGAGACAGAGAUCUGUGCCACGCCUUGUAAAGUGAUCAUUGUGUUGGCCUGUGUGUUGGUCGUCAUCGUAGUAUUGGGUGGGAUUAUGUUCUUUCUGCAUCGAAAACAAAAAGAGAAACCUCGAUCUCCCUCAAGUCCAAGCCACCAGACGGCGCUAAAUCCCGGAGAUAGCCGAUAUUACACGAGUUGUCACUACGCCUCGGCACCCGUUGUGCCGCGACAAGUAGAGACAACACUCCGUGGGAGUAGAAUGGAGACCCGAGUUUUGAAUGGGGACCAGUUUCAACAGCCGUACCCUCCCUUACCUCCAGGGGAACGUCCGUACGGGCAGGUGCGCCCAGAGAUGGGCCUUCCCGUCAGCAACACCUUCACAAACUAUCGCAAACUGGAAGGAGAUUACACACCGUCCACUGCUAGCCAGAGCAACAGUGAUAAAUCUCCUAUAUACGAGUACAUAGAAGACUCGGACUCUAUCCGUGAUGACCGUCUGUCCAGACAUUCUAGAGACGUUUCCGCUUACUGCGAAUGUCAGGAGCACGGCUACAAUUCGCAAGGGUACAGCUCCGAUGGGAUAUACAGUGACCGAGGCACACAGACAACCCUGCCGAUCCGGCACUUCCAUCGACACGAUGGACGCCAUGAUAGUCGUCAUGAGAGAGACAUUCCAUACGGUAGCCCUCAGGAAAGCUUUGAUAUAGAUGAUUCCAGUAUGUCGAGAAGGGAGGCUCGAGGAGGGCAGCGAUCUCGACGGCGUCCAGGAUCUGGUACCUCCUCCCACGACAGCAGACACAGCUACAGAGAAGGGUCUCAGAGGAGACAGAUUCCUGCCUUGCAUCCACACUAUUUCUGUCCCCCGGAACUCACUUACAGAUAACUUUUGAACGAUGGUUUGGCUGAUGAGUGCAGGACGGUUAAGGUGACAGGGUACUUGUAUGUGUAUGUGUGCCCCGAUAUCAUCCCAAACAAUUUAUUGUACACCAUUGUCUUUCUGUGCGCGCACGUGCGAGUGUGUGAGUCAUGUCUGCACGUACUACAUGCAAUACCUUCAGUCAGUGGUGCACGCACGUGCUUUUGUAUUGCACUGUUGAAUAACAGGUGUAUUCCAGAAUAUCCACAGUAUUAUACUGACUAUCAAGCAACUCUUGCCUGGAACCUUCGGGACAUGUUUGUGUUUGGAAUGAUUACGUUUCAUCUUGAACAACUUCAUGGAUAUUCAUGUCUCCGAUGGUAGAAAGUGAACGUUCCUAUCUUGGUUUAUUCAACUUUUGUGUUUAACGACCCACACGGUGGUGUUCAGUAUUGUCAAGUACUGCAAUAAUCUCCGGAAAACUGUGCUUUUUUUUCUACUUGCAUAACUUCAGAUUCCUGCGUAAACAACACGAAUUGUACAGGAGUAGGAAGGAAUUGGUGAUGUUUUAAAAUAUGUUGCCUCGGUUGAUGUUGCUUUUUAUAAAGAAGUGCUAGAGAAUCUUAAAUAUUUCUAUGUGUUACAAAACACAGUUCUGCUCGGACAAUUAUGAAUGACAAAAUCUGGUCAAGAAUCGGACCAUGAUAACAAAGUUUAGAUAUAUUUAUUACAUAUACUAGUAACUGUUUUGCCCAAUAUGAGAACAACUUGAACUAAUAUUGUUUCGUAAGAUUUGUUCGAUACGUUGAAAUAUUAGUAAAUAUUGAGUACCAACUGCAGAUGAUCCAACUCGAAAUCUGACCCUGUUAACGUUUUUUACGGAAAACUCGCAAGUCUGUUCUGUUAUCGAUUAGAAGAUCGAGGAUGUUGAAUAGUUCAAGGAGCGAUGAAGUAUAUUUUGAAUGAAGAACUGAAACGUACAAAUGGUUAUUAGGAUUGGGGAUUUGGCUUUAUCCCUACAUUUAAACUAUGCAUGUGACGCUGCAGCCAUAUCAAACCGUGCUAUUUGGGGGAGGCUAUCGUUAAAAAGCUGUCUCUGCUGACCAAUACUUGUACAUAUGUUUACAUUUGCCGCUAAGCCCCCCAUUCCCAAUUCUUAUCUCCAUUUAGUAGAAUCAAUCGUGUACAAAUUUAAUUUUCCUGAUUACAAGCUUAAGCAUCUAUGUAUCUUUGUUAGAAAUAUUGGAUAUUGACAUAUACAACGGUGGUAUGACUAUGUCACUCGUUUUGAAGAAUUCAAAAUGUACUUCUCGUUCCACUGAAACAUUGUUUUGUAUGUUUCAUACGUUCAUGAAUCAUGUUGUAAGUGCAAGGAUAUUGGUGCAGAUGGGUUUCUUUGUUGUAAUGUUUGUGAGCCCAAACUGUGUGGAUGUAUAAACAUGAUGUAAAUAUCACUGUACAUAACAACACAUUGUCAUGACAAUCAAUGUUUGUUGAGGGGACAUAGAGAAUAAACAUAUCUCGGAUAUAUAACAGCA